AUGCCUUCCGAUAAAACAGAGAAAAAGCGCAAGCGCGCCUCGGACCGCCAUGAGCGUCCAAGCAAAAAGGCCGCUCUGGAGCUGCAGGCUCUCCCGCCGUUGGCAGCUAGCGUUGUCGAGGAUAAGAGCGAGCUGGCUCCAGUAAUUGCUACGACACCCGGUAUUCUGGACUCGAAAGUCCUCCGCUUCAAUCCAUACAUCAAAGCCCGCGAUGGCAAACGUCAGACUCAGACACUUGCUCGGAACCCAGGAAUUGUCGCCUCCGAGAUGCUGCUCCAGUCGUCUGAGCACGAGAAGAUGGAUUUUGUCGGUCGUGAGGGAGCUGGAGAUGAUACAGACUCACAGCUCAAGCACUACGUUGCCGUCGUGGACCCAGAGCGCAAGACAUGGCAGAUUGUGGAAGCCCGGCGAGUGACUCUUCGAGGUGGUGUUCGCACUCUUAAGAACGAUGAAGAUGAAGAAUCCGAGGAGGAGUCGAAUACUAUGCGCGCUCAACGCACCGCCCUGACGAACACAUUCGGUACCAAGCAGUCUCGCAAGGCUGUGCAGUCUAUGGCCGAGAACGCUCAGCUAUCCAACGCCCCCGCUGGAUCGGUCACCGAAGCCGGUGCUGCGCUUAUCUCGUCUUUGCCUGCGGAUGUUGCUUCCGGCAAGGCCAAGGCACUCAAUGUGCAAGCCGAGGUGCAAGCAGCCAAGCCUUUGCCCACGCCCAACCUUACCGCAGCCCACCCUCUGGACUUCUACCCUAUCGAGACUUUGGUUCCCGGUGGACAAUCUACUCUGCGCCAAUUGACCGGUAUCGAGGAAUGGAAGCAGCAAGUGGAAGCUGGUCUGGCCAUUACGACUGGAUCCCGAUAUGUGGCCAACCGUGUUGAGGCAGUUGUACUGUCCGGAAACCAGGAGAAAUUGCAGGUUCUCCGAUUUAUCCAACUGCUGCUGGAAUUUGCUCGUGCCCUCAAAUCGGGCCGUUCUGCUGCAGGCGCCGGUCGUGGCAGCAAGAAGCUGCCACCCCGCGACGAACUCCGCAAAAUUCUUUCCAGCACAUCUGGAGUCAAGACCGACGAGGAAGAUUCCUCUGUAGAGCUCCUCCCAGACUCUGUCCUUGAUGCCGUCCGUCGCCGCUUCGCCCCAGGCGGUGGCACCGUCAGCAAACACGACCUGACGCUCCUCCACACCUCUAUCUGUGCGCUCUCCCUGCACAUUCCCCCACAGCCAGCCAAGGACGGUGGAUCCAGCUCCAUGGGUGGUAACGGACCCAAUGAGCUGGCGACUGACCCUGCCGAUCUCCGUGACGAUCUCCGUCUCGACUCAAAUACCGUCCAGCAAUACUUCCGCGAACUGGGUUGCCGCAUCGAUCGGCCCCGCGAGACAGAAUAUGCUAAGUGGAACAUCAAGGGUGGCCGUGCUGAGGCUAAUGCUCGUCGCAUCGCUCGCCUGCGUAUUCCCGUGGAGUUCCCCAAGGUUAGCCGUGGAGGCAAGGCCUAA
Messenger RNA from Penicillium odoratum, 1485 nucleotides. Its product is annotated as DNA-directed RNA polymerase I subunit RPA49. Gene Ontology annotation, cellular component: RNA polymerase I complex. The transcript is spliced from 3 exons. The record is from RefSeq and is a predicted model, not a curated record. Bases 1 to 1485 code for a protein of 494 amino acids. Gene Ontology annotation, molecular function: DNA binding. Gene Ontology annotation, biological process: nucleolar large rRNA transcription by RNA polymerase I; transcription elongation by RNA polymerase I; RNA polymerase I preinitiation complex assembly. NCBI's taxonomy places the organism in Eukaryota, Fungi, Ascomycota, Eurotiomycetes, Eurotiales, Aspergillaceae.